This is a messenger RNA of Theobroma cacao (cacao), 3456 nucleotides long. NCBI's taxonomy places the organism in Eukaryota, Viridiplantae, Streptophyta, Magnoliopsida, Malvales, Malvaceae. The record is from RefSeq and is a predicted model, not a curated record.
AUGAUUGUGAGAGCUUUUGAUGGGACAAGGAGAGAAGUAGUAGGGAAUAUUGAGAUACCAAUAGAAAUCGGCCCGUGCACCUUUACCAUUGAAUUCCAAGUUAUGGAUAUCGCUACUUCAUACAAUUAUUUGUUGGAAAGACCUUGGAUCCACAUGGAUGGGGCCAUACCUUUAUCGCUUCACCAAAAGGUUAAGUUCAUCGUGGAUGGAAAAAUUGUAUAUGUUAACGGGGAAGAGGACUUACUCGUAAGCAAGCCAGCGGAUACUCUUUACGUGGAAGCGACAGAAGAAGUACCUGAAUGUUCCUUCCGAUCCUUCGAGUUCGUUAACACCACAUACAUUGGAGAAAGAAUCGCACCACCCACUCCGAAGCUUUCCCAAAUCACCCAGAUGGCUGUCAGUCAGAUAGUAGGGAAAGGAUACCGAGCAGGAGCAGGAUUGGGAAGAGAAUUGCAAGGCAUUAGAAGGCCCAUACGUGCUACCAAAACUGAAGAAAGGUUUAGCCUGAGGUAUAAGCCGACUAAAAAGGAAAGAGGAGAAAUGAUAGCCGAAAGAAGAAGGGAAAGGUUGGCUCACUUUAAGGGGCAUGAGUUGGAAAACCAUGGAAUGACAUAUCCUCAUCUCUACGAGACAUUUCAAUCUGGAGGCUGCAUCUUUCCUGAAUCACUCGCCGUUGGAAGUCGAGAAUCAGUGUCAGUAUUAGGGGAAGCCAUUUCUGAUUUAUCAAUAUGCGCAACGGAGGAAGGCAAAGAGCAGCCAAAAAAUAUGGAUGGGAUUCCUACUACAUACCUCGGGCCACGAAAGUUGAAGUUGAGCAGCUGGACCACCAUGAGCUUAUUAGUCACUUGUGAUUCAAUUUCAAAGAUUCCAAAUAAUGAAUGCGAAGAUGAUAAUGACAGUGGUUUUGAGGUUAAUUUUGAAAAAGAUAUGCCAGGACUCAAUACAAACAUUGUAGCCCAUAAACUGCCUUUGAAGCCCGAAUGCAAACCAAUUAAGCAAAAGUUGAGAAGAAUGAAACCUGAAAUGCUUUUGAAAAUUAAGGAAGAGGUGAAGAAGCAGCUUGAUGCAAGAUUCUUGGAAGUAGCUAAGUACCUUGAAUGGGUUGCAAAUAUUGUCCCAAUUCCUAAGAAAGAUGGGAAAGUGAGAAUGUGUGUGGACUAUCGAGAUUUGAAUAGAGCUAUCCUAAAAGAUAAUUUCCCUCUGCCCCACAUCAACACCAUUGUUGACAAUACUGCCCGUCAUUCCAUGUUUUCCUUUAUGGAUGGCUUUUCAAGAGAGGUUGAGGUGUAUGUGGAUGAUAUGAUUGUAAAAGCUCACAAAACAGAGGAUCAUGCGAUCAAUCUUGAAAGGUUAUUUAAGAGGUUACGGAAGUUUCAACUUAGAUUAAACCCGAUAAAGUGUACUUUUGGAGUCACUUCAGGAAAGUUACUCGAUUUCGUCAUCAGUGAAAAAGGAAUAGAAGUUGACCCAGAUAAGGUUCAAGCAAUCCGUGAUUUGCCUCCUCCCAAAAUGCAGAAAGAAGUCAGAGGAUUCUUGGGAAGGUUGAAUUAUAUAGUCCGGUUCAUAUCACAACUCACACUUAAAUGUGACCCGAUCUUCAAGCUCUUUCGCAAACACAAUCUUGGGGCAUGGAACGAGGAGUGCCAAGUUGCUUUUGACAAGGUUAAAGAAUAUCUGUUGAGUCCACCAGUAUUGGUACCAUUUGUGGUUGGGAGAACCCUCAUCUUGUACCUGACAGUAAAUGAAAGAUCCAUGGGAUGCGUGUUGGGACAGCAUGAUGAAACUGGUAAGAAAGAAAGGGCAGUUUACUACUUGAGUAAAAAGUUCAUUGAGUACGAGUCCAAGUAUUCCUCGUUGAAAAAGAUGUGUUGUGCUUUAGCAUGGACGGCGUAUCGACUCAGGCAGUACAUGCUAUAUCAUACCACUUGGCUCAUUGCGAAGUUGGAUCCUAUUAAAUACAUCUUCGAGAAACCAUCCUUAUCAGGUAGAGUGGCAAGAUGGCAAGUGUUGUUGUCUGAAUAUGAUAUUGUAUAUGUGUCCCAAAAAUCUAUCAAAGGAAGUGCAAUCGUUGAUUUUCUAGCGGAAAGGGUGGAGGAGGAUUAUGAACCCAUGAAGUUUGAGUUUCUGGAUGAGGACUUGAUGUCAAUAUGCCAAACAAAUGAGGAGGAAUCAGAGGAGAAAGAGAAUUGGAAGAUGUUUUUCGACGGAGCUUCAAAUGCCUUGGGGCAUGGCAUAAGGGUCGUGUUAGUGUCACCAGAAGGAAAUCAUUAUCCCGUCAUAGCUAAACUCAACUUCUAUUGUACCAAUAAUGUGGCCGAAUAUGAAGCUUGUGUCAUGGGUCUUCAGGCAGCAAUUGAGAGGAAAAUUCACGUUUUGGAAGUGUACGGGGAUUUUGCUUUGGUCAUUUAUCAAUUGCAAGGAGAAUGGGAGACACGCGACUCGAAGUUAGUCCGGUAUCAUAAGUAUGUUUCAAAACUGAUUGAAAAUUUUGAUAAGAUUCGCUUCACCCAUUUUCUUCGAGAGGAGAACCAAAUGGCUAAUGCAUUAGCCACGCUGACAACUAUGUUCAAAGUUGGUACCGAUGUCAAGAUUCAACCCAUCAUGAUUAAUCUUCGAGAGUGCCUUGCGCACUGCUCUAGUGUAGAGGAAGAAGUAGACAGGAAACCGUGGUACCAUGAUAUUGUGCAUUAUCUCAAGUUCCAACAGUAUCUAGAACAAAGUUUAGAAAAUGAUAAGAAAACCAUUAGAAGGUUGGCAAUGAAUUUCUUCUUGGAUGGGGACAUCUUAUACAAGAGAAGUAGGGAUCAAGUGCUUUUGAGGUGUGUGGAUUCAGCCGAAGCUCGGAGAAUAGUUGAGGAAGUUCACGAAGGAAUUUGUGGGGCACAUGCAAGUGGGCAUAUGUUGGCAAGACAGAAAGUGGUAUGUAAGUUCAUCCAAAAAGAAAUAAUAUGCCGCUAUGGUCUCCCGGAAAGGAUCAUCACAAAUAACGCUAGUAACCUCAAUGGUUCAAUGAUGAAAGAGGUUUGUGCCAAGUUCAAGAUCAAGCAUCACAAUUCAAUGCCUUAUCGCCCAAAGAUGAAUGGAGCGGUAGAAGCAGUCAACAAGAACAUCAAAAGGAUAAUUGAAAAGAUGAUAGAUGUAUACAAAGAUUGGCAUGAGAAGUUACCCUUUGCUUUGCAUGCUUAUCGCACAACAGUCCGAACUUCCACGGGAGCUACACCGUUCUUUUUGGUGUAUGGGAUGGAAGCAGUUUUGCCAAUUGAAGUAGAAAUCCCUUCCCUUCGGGUCCUUAAAGAAGUACAGUUGGAAGAAGCCAAAUGGGUUAACGCUCGUUAUGAGCAAUUGAAUCUCAUAGAAGAAAAAAGGUUAGCGGCACUUUGCCAUGGGCAGUUAUAUCAAAAGAGAAUGAUGAGGGCAUAUGGCAAGAAGGCACAUCUUCGAAAGUUCCAAAAAUGA